AUCCAUUUUUGCAUAAACAAUACGAGACUGCUGGUUUUCAUGUUUGAAUACAUAAUUCGCCCCUCACUAUCCACAUGUUGCUGUCGAGUUUUACAUAAAAUUUGGUAAUUUUCUUUUUUGACAGUUUUCAAAAAUCAUAAGGCAAUUUGGUUAAAAUAUUACGACGGAAUAUUUUUGAAAAGAUAAACUCUAAUAAUGACGGAAAAAGAGUCCAAAAGAGAGUCAAUGAGAAAUAGUAAAAAAAUGAGCUUUUUAUGACCAGAAUUAACCAUAGUCCCUCCGUAAGGAUCAUUUGCUUCGAUUAUUUACGAUAGUGGAAUUACAAGCUGGCCGAUGUUUAUCACAUACCCACAUCACACAUUUUACAUACCCGGCACAACAAUGCAUUCAUCUCAUGUAAUUGAAUCAUUCGCUUGAGAUAGUGAGCGAUAGUAGUCCGACUCAAUCCGGCAAGAGAGUACAGUAGACGAACACUCGAUCCCACUCCACACAUGAGCGGCGGUCUGCAUUGACUCAGCUGCGUGAAGCGCGAAAACUUCCAGCAACAGGUUCGCAGUCUACCAAUCGUGUUCACGAGUCGCAGUCGCUGGAGUGAGUUGAACGAGUGUGUGGCGAGCAGGAGCUGUGAUCAUGUUGUUUUACAGCCAUUUCGAACGAAAGUGAAAAUGUUGUGAACAGAGUGUUUCAAUAAAGCACACUAUCUUGGUGAUAUCGAGCACAAAAUAUUGUUUCAACUCGUUUCUGUGUUUGUGUAGAUUACAUUUGUGAUUUGCGGAAAAGCUUGACUCAUAAUUAUCACUAUCAAACGUGAUCUCGCUGGAUCUCUGAACACCAAGCGUAAUUUAAAGACGGGGUGAAAGAGCGAAUUUAAUUGCAUCAAAGCACUUGCACCGUGGCACAUAAAACCGGUCUUGCGACAAACGCGACUACGAACAGUGACUAUGGUCGACGUAACUGGUCUCGAUACGGUGACGCUCGGCGUGGAUGAUCCCUUACUAGGCCAACGGUUGACAUUGAGCUUCCGCAACAUAUGCUAUCGACGAAAGGGCAAAAAUGGUAAACGGGGCAAGGACAUCAUCAAGAACGUGUCGGGCAGAUUCCAACCGGGUCGGUUGGUCGCUAUCCUUGGUCCAUCCGGAGCCGGUAAAUCCUCGCUGAUGGGCAUACUCUCUGGCAUGAAACAAACCGGCGUCAUUGGGACGAUCGAGGUGAAUGGUGUGAUGAUGGAUCGUAGCCAAUACCGGCAGCAGUGCGUCUACAUCCCACAGGACUUCAUCCUGAUCGAACAUCUGACCGUACUGGAGACGAUGGACUAUGCGGCUGAGUUGAAGAUGCCCUCGGCCAGUCGAUCGAUGAUGGUGCGCAAAAAGAAGGUGAACGAUAUACUCCAGGUGCUGGGACUCGACGGAAGCAUGCACACGCUCGUGAAGAAUCUGUCGGGCGGCGAGAAGAAACGGUUAUCGAUCGGGAUCGAAAUGGUCUGCAAUCCACCGAUCAUCUUGCUCGAUGAACCAACCAGCGGUUUGGACAGUGUAUCGGCGAUGCAACUGAUGAGCUACGCGAAGACCUUAGCGAUGGAGGGUCGCACGGUGGUCUGUGUAAUUCAUCAACCUUCCUCCAGUUUGUUCAAUCUCUUUGAUGAGCUAUACCUGCUAUCGGCUGGCAUGUGUAUCUAUCAUGGGCCGGUUGAUGAGAUGGUUGGCGUCUUUGCCGAAACUGGUUUCCACUGCCCAAAGUUCUAUAAUCGAGCCGAUUUCGCACUCGAAGUGGCCUCUAAGUCGGCGAAAGAGGUCGAAUACUUGAUGCUCAAGUACAGCAAGCAGCCGGUCACAGCCAGGAAGCUUUCGCGUCAGGAUAACAGCAGUGAUGAUCGGUCGAGCGGGGAGGUCUGCGAGGUUGACAUUAGCAUAAACCCCUCGCCGAAUAAAGCGGCCCCAUGUUACCAGAUCUCACAAUGGAAACAGUUUCUAGUUUUGCUGCGUCGUUCGCUGCGGGUUACGUCGAGAGAUUUUUUCUUUGCUCAGCUUCGAGUGAUUGCUCACAUUCUGGUUGGCUUUCUGCUCGGCAUCGUGUUCUAUCGGUGCGGUGAGGAUGCUUCACACGUUAUGACAAACGGUGCCAGCCUGUUCUUCUUUCAACUGUUCAUCUUCUUCGGUAACGCGAUGCCUUGUGUCAUCACCUUUCCUCUAGAGGCGCGCGUGUUUAUACGCGAGCGGCUCAAUAACUGGUAUUCGCUGGAAGCCUACUACGUUUCGAAGAUCUUUGCCGACCUUCCACUGCAGAUGAUCUGCCCGACACUGUUCAUCGUGAUCGCAUAUUUUAUGACGGGCCAACCGCUCGAGUGGGAACGUUUCGGUAUGCUGUGGCUGAUCAACCUGCUGCUGGGAAUGUACGCUCAAACGGUCGGUCUUCUAUCGGGUGCCGCCUUCGACAUUCAGAUGGCAACGUUCUUCGUGCCUUGCUUCAGCAUUCCUUCGAUGCUGUUCUCGGGAUUCUUCGUUAAAUCCUUCGAGAUGCCCGAGUUCCUGCAACCGGCUGUUUACACCUCCUUCUUCCGAUACAGCUUCCAGGGAUCGCUACAAGCAAUCUAUUCCUACAAUCGUACCAACUUGCCGUGCUCCGAUAUCGUGUGUUACUUCAAUAAACCGGCCAAAUUCUUGAAGUUCAUGGACACUCCAGAGGAGGGCUACUGGAACAACGUGUCCAUCGUGGCCGGCUUCAUUGUGCUCUUCCAAAUCGUCCUCUACAUCGUACUACGCCAUCGCUUGAAGAUUUAUCAAUAAAGAAGGGGGGGAAAGGGACUCUCAUUUAUCACUCAAAUGUUGUAGAUUUUCUGUCAAUUAUGGGCCAUAUCUAGUGUUGCAACCUGAGAAAAAUGGCUCGUAUAAGAUCUCGGGGGGCGAGAAAAGAUCUACGACUGCGGAUCACAAUCUUGGUAUCACUACAAUUGCAAUUCAAAUCCAAAGCCUUCACCUCGUUCCCUGGGGGGCUGGUUGUUCGUUGCAUAAAAAGCGAUUGUGAGUGAGUGCAUCGGGGCGAUAAUUGCAGUAAACCGGCGUAAAAACCGGACUUAUGGCACACACAUUCUUACCUUGCAGCCGUGCCACUUAUGUGCACGAUCACUACCCGGCUAACGCUCGUGCUAGCUCGC
Molecule: messenger RNA, 3151 nt
Organism: Anopheles darlingi
Lineage: Eukaryota; Metazoa; Arthropoda; Insecta; Diptera; Culicidae
Product: ATP-binding cassette sub-family G member 4-like
Exons: 5
Coding region: 942-2783 (613 amino acids)
Cellular component (GO): plasma membrane
Molecular function (GO): ATP hydrolysis activity; ABC-type transporter activity; ATP binding
Source: RefSeq, a predicted model, not a curated record